GCGGUAGCCCACGACAAGAUGCGGUGGUACACCAUGGUGCACAACGUCUUGUCUUCACGGGGAUAUGGUGACCGUGCUUAAGUGGAGGAGAUUAUGGCGCGGUCAAGCCGGGCCAACGCGAGAGGACAGACGUAGGCACGGAUGAAGCGCAAGAAGGGUAUCGAGGACGAGGAGGAGGAGGAAGACGAAGCAGAAGAAGACGAAGACGAGGGCGACGAAAAGGAAGAAGAAACUGACGAAGAAUCCCGAACGAAUACACCAACCACCGUCGUACGCGUACACGUGACACGCGAGCACAGUAGAACACGCCCCACUCCUCUGUUAUCAUCUCGGCCCGUGGGGGCCGUUUGAUGCUGACCAAAAAGAGAUUCGAGGACGAUCCAACGCUGGCGGACGGGGAACGUAAUGGGGGCACCGUGGUCACGGGCCCGGUCCUCACCUCGUCGUCCACGUGCACGGUGCCUUAUAUUGGCACAGAUCAUCAUUAUCAUCAUCAUCAGCAGCAGGGCUUUCUGUUCGAGGGUGGCGGCACGACGACGUUGCAGUGGGCCGGUGCAACUGUCCCGAGCUGCACCGGUAUCGGCGGAGGCGGCAACUUCGGUGUUGUCGGCACGGGGGGGAACGGCGGUGGAGGAGGGGUUCUUGCGUUAGGAGUGGUGAACAUGGGCGGCGGAGGCGGAGGAGGCGUGGUCGUCAGCGGUAAACAGACCGUUGGCGGCGCGGGGGGAGGAGUCGUCGGCGUGACGGGGGGUGGUGGGCCGGCGAUCGGUGGUACGGGUGGGACGAACAAGGAGGUCCGUUACGCUCCGUUCCCCUCCUCUGUGGGCCAAGUCGGUGGUAACGCGGUCGGAUCGGUUGUGACGUUGCCGCCUCUGCCGCCGCCUCUGCCACCGCCCCCUCCGCCCCCGCCGCCUUUGCCACCGCCGCCGCCUCUGCCGUUGCAGAUGCAACAGCAACGGGCAUUUUCGCGAUCGAUGACAUCGCUACCACCCGAGCCGUUCAUGAUCAUGCGAUCGAAAGCCCUGAAUCGUCGCGUCUCGAUCAACGUGGGCGGGGUGAAACAUGAGGUCCUCUGGCGUACCCUGGAACGGUUGCCGCACACGCGUCUCGGCCGUUUGAAGGACUGCAACACCCACGAGGCGAUCACCGAGCUGUGCGACGAUUACUCGUUGAUCGACAACGAAUACUUCUUCGAUCGUCAUCCGAAAUCGUUCAGCUCGAUACUGAACUUCUAUCGGACCGGGAAGCUGCAUCUGGUCGACGAGAUGUGCGUAUUGGCGUUCAGCGACGAUCUCGAGUACUGGGGCGUCGACGAGCUCUAUCUGGAGAGCUGUUGCCAGCACAAGUACCAUCAACGUAAGGAGCACGUGCACGAAGAGAUGCGAAAGGAGGCGGAGUCCCUCAGGCAACGGGAGGAGGAGGAGUUCGGGGAGGGCAAGUGCGCGCAGUACCAGAAAUGGCUGUGGGAUCUGCUCGAGAAACCGACCACCUCGAUCGCCGCAAGGGUGAUAGCUGUGAUAUCAAUACUCUUUAUUGUGCUUUCGACGAUCGCACUAACUCUCAACACCAUUCCUAGUAUGCAAGUGAAUGAUGAGAAGGGGAACUUUCAAGACAAUCCGCAUUUCGCCAUCGUGGAGGCGGUCUGUAUCACUUGGUUCACGCUCGAGUACGUACUCCGGUUUAGCGCGUCCCCGGACAAAUGGAAGUUCUUCAAGGGCGGUCUGAACGUGAUCGAUCUACUGGCGAUACUGCCGUACUACGUAUCUCUGUUCCUGGUCGAGACGAACAAGAACGCGACCGACCAGUUCCAGGACGUGCGCAGGGUAGUGCAAAUCUUUCGUAUAAUGCGGAUCCUGAGGAUUCUGAAACUGGCCCGCCACUCGACCGGGCUCCAGAGCCUCGGCUUCACGCUACGUAACUCGUACAAGGAGCUGGGCCUGCUGAUGCUAUUCCUGGCGAUGGGCGUCCUCAUAUUCUCGAGCCUCGCCUAUUUCGCCGAGAAGGAGGAGCCCGGGACCAAAUUCGUAAGCAUUCCAGAAACGUUCUGGUGGGCGGGCAUCACGAUGACUACCGUCGGAUACGGCGACAUCUACCCCACGACCCCGCUCGGCAAGGUGAUCGGCAGUGUGUGUUGUAUAUGUGGUGUCCUGGUAAUCGCGUUGCCCAUUCCCAUUAUCGUGAACAACUUCGCCGAGUUCUACAAGAAUCAGAUGAGACGCGAGAAGGCGCUGAAACGACGGGAGGCCCUUGAACGGGCGAAACGCGAGGGCAGCAUCGUCUCAUUCCAUCACGUCAAUCUGAGGGACGCGUUCGCGAAGAGCAUGGACCUGAUCGACGUCAUCGUCGACACCGGUCACAAUAUGUCAGGCGUGGAUGGUAAUAGCACCGAGGGGGAGUCCGUGUGCGGCCGCGGCCCAGCCCAGACCGGGCCCGGCUGUUAUCGUAACUAUGAGCAUUACAGUGUCUCGCGGCACCGUCGCAGCGCCUCGUCCUGUUUCCCGAAUAUGCCGAACGAUCUACCGCCGAACACACCGGACAGCCCGAAUCGACGUCUGUUGGACUUCGCGCAGAGUGUUCCCGGCACGCAGAACGACGACUACUUCCAGGACGACGUGCCCGCCCAACACGUGACCAACCAGGGCAAUACCACGCCUAGCGAUGAAGAGAAAAAAGACAGCCGAAAAUUCGAGAAAAACGAUGAAAUACCUAGCGAAUUCGAGUGUUGCUUUUGUACUACGAAGGAGUACAAAGACUUCAGGGACGCGGAAAAUAUAAUGCCGUUGGCGACCAGCGACUUUCGUACUCCGAUCUGCCAGGAGAUGAGAUCGAUACGGUCCGGUAUGUCCGUGGAGCCGCCACCGUCUUUGUUCUUCGCCGAGGCGAAGACCUCGCCGAUCGUCCAGCCGAUGGAGAUCCAGCACGGCGUUUACGGGAAACCGUACAACGAACAAGGGAGCGUGGAUAGCUCCGAUACGUACGCCAGCUGUCAGACGCAUCCGUCUCAGUCGCAGGGUGAUCUCACCGAGGAGACGGACACCAAUAAUCUCUACGUGAACCCGUUGGAGGCCGCUGAGAAGUGUGGUAACCGUGUAAAGAAGUCCGUUUCCGGUGAAGUGGCCCGUAACGGGGCCAACGACGCGUCGCCCAGCGUCGAGUCGUUAAAAGACAUCCGCCCGAUGACAGACGGUGGCAAAGUGACCCUAAACGAUACGGUGCCCAAACACAGGAAAAUUCGUAUCCAACAGAGUGUAAGACUUCGCGCACAAUUUGUCAGCGACUUGGAAACCGUGGCUGCAGCUCGUAGCGUCCUUGCGAAAGAUGACACUCCGGAGAACAACAAUUAUUACGGUGGACUCCGCGGUGGUAGACCGUUCGCGACCGCCAAUAGCGGCCUGGUCUCCGCCACGAGGAUCCUGAACCAUCAUCUUUUCGGGACUGGGAGCGGUGGCGGUGGCGGGCCCAGACAUUACACAGGGACGAACGCCGAGAGCAAGCUCUCACUAUCCGCGGACUCGAUAGACGGCGAGGGUGUGCCGUUCAUAGAUAGGCACCGUGUCUCGAAGUCGAUUCUGAAGAAGUCCGAGAGCAGCAGCAACUACUACAGCAACCAGGGGGACUCGGACACCGAGAAGCUGAUCACGGACAACGCGUCCACGGUGAGCGUGUGCGACAACGAGACCGGGACCGGCGGUGUGUUCCCUGGUAGCGAUGGGACCAGAACCAGGCCACCUGUCUCGCCGUUGCUCUCCAGGCAGGUAUUGGAGUCGAUAUUCCGUACGAACAACAACAUCGAGAGGGAGGACGAAGUGGAGCCGGGCGACGAGAAGAACUGCGUCGCGAAGAUCGCCAGGUCGAUAUUCGACGAGGUUCUCGAAGAGGAAAAGCACACGCAGGACGAGGCGCUCACGGAGAACAAGAACAAAGACGAACGUAGGCGCCAGAGGGCGCGGUUAGAGGACUCCCCGAGGGACAGCCAGAUGAUGCUGAUAUGCUCGACGCGGCCGUACAAGGUAAAGAAGCAGCCGAGCAGCGACGAGAAACGCAAAGCGAAGACGAACAAUCACAAGGCCGCGGACACGAACUGUCUUCCCCAGGACCACCGUUUCUCGUCGUAGCGUAACACUACUCGCGGAGCAUCGUCCAUCGUCCGUUUUCGAAAAGCACUGACGAUCGAAAGUCGCUACGCGAUCACUGCGAGUCGAUAUAUCGAGACAGGCCGAUAAUCGAAAUCGCGCUGCGACGAUUG
Messenger RNA from Dufourea novaeangliae, 4246 nucleotides. RefSeq names its product potassium voltage-gated channel protein Shab (gene Shab). NCBI's taxonomy places the organism in Eukaryota, Metazoa, Arthropoda, Insecta, Hymenoptera, Halictidae. Bases 351 to 4115 code for a protein of 1254 amino acids. Gene Ontology annotation, biological process: protein homooligomerization; potassium ion transmembrane transport. Gene Ontology annotation, cellular component: voltage-gated potassium channel complex; membrane. The transcript is spliced from 10 exons. Gene Ontology annotation, molecular function: delayed rectifier potassium channel activity; protein binding. The record is from RefSeq and is a predicted model, not a curated record.